Messenger RNA from Drosophila persimilis, 519 nucleotides. RefSeq lists its product as uncharacterized. The coding region runs from base 14 to 334 and encodes 106 amino acids. Lineage: Eukaryota; Metazoa; Arthropoda; Insecta; Diptera; Drosophilidae. The transcript is spliced from 3 exons. The record is from RefSeq and is a predicted model, not a curated record.
AUGUCUUAGAAGUAUGGAUAAAAUUGAAGAUUUCCCAAACGAAACUGAAUUGCGAGUGCACAACGCUAUGGCAGAGGCACCCGCAAUCGCAGGCCCAACCGAUAAUGAUGGCAACAUUGAUGAGCCGAUUAUCUACGACUACAUGAGAUAUCCGAACAAGAAGAAGAGAAACAAGCUUGCGGCUAAGACGUUCAAUACCAACAGAACGGUCCACUUCAGGAAGUUCGUGGAAUUGGUGACGUACACGAACAACGGCAAAAUUAACAUACAGGAGGUAGCUCUGCGCACCGAAGAGGAGCAGUCUAAGAGUACAAUGAAGCGCGACAAUCUUUAAUCGCUCACGUACCAAAGAGAAGUAGGAAAAGUCUGAUGAAUCGGCUCUCAUCUUAUAAUGUCUUCCAUUUCUACGAAUCAAAGAUUGCCCUACACCCAAAGAUGCUCCAGACCCCUAGGCUCCCAUUUAAAAAUGAUCUCGUUAAAAGUCGUUGUUGCAUAAUUAAUUAAAUUUUAGUGAAUAUA